UCAAAGCCAAUUCCGUUGAGAGACUGAAGAGAGAGAGAAGAGGGAAAGAAGAACAGAGUGGGAACAGAAAGAAGGGAAGAAAACCUCUGAAAAAGCCCCGGAGACGUUCCUCUGCAGAGAGGCACAGCUCCCUGCUCACCUGCAGAAGCGCCUUAGAAGCUAGCGCCCCUAACAUGCGGCUGCCGCUGCUCGUGUCCGCGGGCGUCCUGCUGGUGGCCCUCCUGCCCUGCCCGCCAUGCGGGGCCCUCCUCGGCCGGGGGCCCUUCCCGGGCGCCCGGCAGGCGCCGCAGCACCCCCAGGCCCUGGAUUUCUUCCAGCCGCCGCCGCAGCCCCAGCAGCCGCAGGCUCGGCCCGUCCUGCUCCGCAUGGGGGAGGAAUACUUCCUCCGCCUGGGUAACCUCCAUAAGAGCCCCGCUGCUCCGCUCUCGCCCGCCUCCUCGCCGCUCGCCGGCAGCAGCGGCAGCCGCCUCUCGUCGGACGAGGUGGCCGCUAACUUUUUCCGCGCGUUGCUGCAGCAGCUGCCGCUGCCCCGGCGCCCGCUCGACAGCCCUGCGAGUCCCGCAGAACACGGCACCGAGAACGCCCUCGGCGGCCACCAGGAGGCACCGGAGAGAGAGAGGCGAUCCGAGGAACCUCCCAUCUCCCUGGAUCUCACCUUCCACCUCCUCCGAGAAGUCUUGGAAAUGGCCAGGGCUGAGCAGUUAGCACAGCAAGCUCACAGCAACAGGAAACUGAUGGAGAUUAUUGGGAAAUGAAACGGUGCGUUUGGCCAAAAAGAUUCUGCAUUUAACACAAAAAAUAAAAAAAUAAAAAAUAAUACAGUAUUCUGUACCAUAGCAUUGCUCUGAUACCAUUUGUUUAUUUUUAUAUAGCUUGAGAUGUAGAGGAUGUAAAGCAAGAGCGCCCAUGCUCCUCAAUCAGCAUGCACAAAGUGUCUUUAUGUGCAGUAACAGCAGCAACAUGUCAUUUGUAUCCUGUACUUAUAGUUUCUAUUUCCAGGUGUCUUUAACAGUGUUUUAAAGAGAGUAUAGACCCAGGGGGAAAUGUUUUAAAGAAGGAGACGGAAGUCACCCAAUUGAUCUUGUCGUUUGAACCAAAAAGAACGUCAUUCUCUUGGGUGGGUGAGACAAGAUCUGUAAGCUCUUUGAACCAAUUUUUCCUUGUAAACGUUUCAGUAAUAAAAUACCUUUCCAAUCCUUGGUCAAUUUGGUUGUGUAAGAGAAUUGGUUGUGUAAGAGAAUGUUGAAUAUUUAUAUUUCUAAUAAAAGCUGCAAAGGUAAUCAUG
Molecule: messenger RNA, 1285 nt
Organism: Hippopotamus amphibius kiboko
Lineage: Eukaryota; Metazoa; Chordata; Mammalia; Artiodactyla; Hippopotamidae
Gene: CRH
Product: corticotropin releasing hormone
Exons: 2
Coding region: 174-755 (193 amino acids)
Biological process (GO): negative regulation of glucagon secretion; negative regulation of epinephrine secretion; positive regulation of cortisol secretion
Cellular component (GO): extracellular region
Molecular function (GO): corticotropin-releasing hormone activity
Source: RefSeq, a predicted model, not a curated record